CUAAUCAAAAAUGAUCUGAAAUCAAAGUUUCAGAAUUUUCUCGAUAUUCAACUUUCAAUCCUCAGUGAAGAUCCUUCUAUCGUCAGUGGAGAUUCAGACCAGGAAUGCCUCUCGUGGCUCGAAAAACAAAGGCAUGCAUCAGUUGUAUACAUUAGCUUUGGCACAGUUGCAGAAGCACAACCUGAAGAACUGGCUGCAUUGGCAGAAGUACUCGAAACUGGUGAAUUUCCAUUUCUUUGGUCAAUGAGAGACAAUGCCAAGAAACUUCUACCAGAAGGGUUUCUCAACCGGACAAGUAAAUUUGGAAUGAUCGUGUCAUGGGCUCCGCAGCUGAAAGUUCUCGAAAAUCCUUCGGUUGGAGUACAUAUGACUCAUGGUGGGUGGAAUUCUGUCUUGGAGAGUAUAUCAUGUGAAGUCCCCAUGAUUUGCAAGCCAUUUUUAGCUGAUCAGCGUUUGAAUAGCAGAAUGGUGGAGCUUGUAUGGAAAAUUGGAGUCAGGAUUGAAGGAGGGGUUAUCACCAAAAAUGGAACAAUUGAAGCUUUACAUUAUAUAAUGUCAAAUGAGACAGGUAAGGCAAUAAGAGAGAACUUGAAUAAGCUUAAACAGAAGGCCGAAAAUGCUGUUAAAUUAGAUGGGAGUUCAACAAAGAAUUUCAAAGCAUUGUUAGAAUUGCUCAAAAGUUCAAGGGGGGUUUGAAUU
Messenger RNA from Olea europaea var. sylvestris, 699 nucleotides. RefSeq names its product anthocyanidin 3-O-glucosyltransferase-like. The record is from RefSeq and is a predicted model, not a curated record. Gene Ontology annotation, molecular function: UDP-glycosyltransferase activity. The annotation marks the transcript as partial. The transcript has a single exon. NCBI's taxonomy places the organism in Eukaryota, Viridiplantae, Streptophyta, Magnoliopsida, Lamiales, Oleaceae.